GCUAACAAAAGUCCGGCCCGCGGGCGAGCAGCGUCGGGCCACAAGUCUCCGCUCACUCGGGGCAUCGCAACAAGUGGCCGCCGCGCCCUCCCCGGGGAAGCCGCGGACGCACGGGGGCGCAGGGCGGAGGCGGAGGAGCCGGACAGCCCGGGGCAGGCGAGGCUCGGCUCGCACGGCUUGGGGACCGCGGAGGCGCAUGGGGACCCCGCGGCGGAGGAGCGGCGAGCCUAGGGGCGGCACCCGGGUGCAGGCUGUGUGUCGCGCUGCUCCUACUCUCCCGGAGCGCGGAAUCUGAGAGCCCUGGUGGUUGCCCUGGAGCCUGCCCGCCACCCUCGGGGGUGCCAGGAGCGGACCUAGCACCACCCCUCCCGUCGCAGAGCAGUGCGGAGCCCCCAAUCCCAGAUCGGCCCUCGGAAGGGGCAUGUGCAGCUAACGGUCCGGUCCUGCCCGCUUUCCUCUGCCCCGCCGCCUGGGAGGUGCGCCCCAGCUAUGCAGUGUCCAGGGAGGAGGCGGGCAUGACGGCGACAGGAUGGGCGCGAACAAUGGCAAACAGUACGGCAGUGAGGGCAAAGGCAGCUCAAGCGUCUCAUCCGACGUGAGUUCAAGCACAGAUCACACACCAACCAAAGCCCAGAAGAAUGUGGCCACCAGCGAAGAUUCUGACUUGAGCAUGCGCACAUUGAGCACGCCCAGCCCAGCCUUGAUAUGUCCACCGACUUUGCCAGGAUUUCAGAAUGGAAGGGGCUCGUCCACAUCUUCAUCCUCCAUCACCGGGGAGACUGUGGCUAUGGUUCAUUCCCCACCUCCAACCCGCCUCACUCACCCACUCAUUCGGCUUGCCUCCAGACCCCAGAAAGAGCAAGCCAGCAUAGACCGGCUCCCGGACCACUCCAUGGUGCAGAUCUUCUCCUUCCUGCCCACCAACCAGCUAUGUCGCUGUGCACGUGUGUGCCGCCGCUGGUACAACCUGGCCUGGGACCCACGCCUCUGGAGGACUAUCCGUCUCACUGGAGAGACCAUCAAUGUGGACCGUGCCCUGAAAGUACUGACCCGCAGGCUUUGCCAGGACACCCCCAAUGUGUGUCUCAUGCUGGAGACUGUCAUUGUCAGUGGCUGUCGGCGGCUCACAGACCGAGGGCUUUAUACCAUUGCACAGUGCUGUCCAGAACUGAGGCGCCUGGAAGUCUCAGGAUGUUACAAUAUCUCCAAUGAGGCUGUCUUUGAUGUGGUGUCACUCUGUCCCAACCUGGAGCAUCUGGAUGUAUCAGGGUGUUCCAAAGUUACCUGCAUCAGCUUGACCCGGGAGGCCUCCAUUAAACUGUCCCCCUUGCACGGCAAACAGAUUUCCAUCCGAUACCUUGAUAUGACAGACUGCUUCGUGCUGGAGGACGAAGGCUUGCACACCAUCGCAGCUCACUGCACGCAGCUCACACACCUCUAUCUACGCCGCUGUGUCCGCCUCACGGAUGAGGGUCUCCGCUACCUGGUGAUCUACUGCACUUCCAUCAAGGAGCUGAGCGUCAGCGACUGCCGCUUUGUCAGUGACUUUGGCCUGCGGGAGAUUGCUAAACUGGAGUCCCGCUUGAGGUACCUCAGCAUCGCCCACUGCGGCCGCAUCACGGAUGUGGGCAUUCGUUAUGUGGCCAAAUACUGCAGCAAAUUACGCUACCUCAAUGCGAGGGGCUGCGAGGGCAUCACGGACCAUGGUGUGGAGUACCUAGCCAAGAACUGCACGAAACUGAAGUCUCUGGACAUUGGCAAAUGUCCCCUGGUCUCCGACACGGGCUUGGAAUCCCUGGCUUUGAACUGCUUCAAUCUCAAGAGGCUAAGCCUCAAGUCUUGUGAAAGCAUCACUGGCCAGGGCCUGCAGAUCGUGGCUGCCAACUGCUUUGACCUACAGAUGUUAAAUGUCCAGGACUGUGAAGUUUCGGUGGAGGCCCUGCGGUUUGUGAAGCGCCAUUGCAAGCGCUGUGUCAUUGAGCAUACCAACCCUGCUUUCUUCUGAAGGGACAGCUCCCAUUG
Arvicanthis niloticus (Nile rat) is the source of this 2022-nucleotide messenger RNA. It is a transcript of the gene Fbxl7, whose product is annotated as F-box and leucine rich repeat protein 7. The record is from RefSeq and is a predicted model, not a curated record. Lineage: Eukaryota; Metazoa; Chordata; Mammalia; Rodentia; Muridae. Gene Ontology annotation, molecular function: protein binding. Gene Ontology annotation, cellular component: SCF ubiquitin ligase complex. Gene Ontology annotation, biological process: SCF-dependent proteasomal ubiquitin-dependent protein catabolic process.